UCAUGAUGAUGCAAGGUACGUUGGCCUUGGCAACAGCGGUUGCUAGGCAACGUGUUUGUUUGGAACGACGCAUUCGUUGGCAUGCGUACAAAGCACUGUACAAGAGGAUGAUAUAAAAAUACGACUGACACUUAAAGUAUUGUCAUUAUUAGAACACGAUAAUCUGUAAAAUAUGUCGUACAGAGACGUGAGGAAUUUUACAGAAAUGAUGAGAGCAUUGGGUUACACUCGACUAAUAUCAAUGGAAAAUUUUAGAAAUCCCAACUUUCCAUUGGUAGCAGAAAUUCUUAUCUGGCUGGUGAAGCGCUUUGAUCCAGAUGCAGACAUUCCUUCUGACUAUGACACUGAAAUGGACAGAGUGAUGCUUAUUCGAUCAGCAGCACAAUUUAUGGCGACAAAGUCCCAUAUUAAAUUAAACACUAAGAAACUCUAUCAGGCUGAUGGCUAUGCUGUUCGAGAAUUAUUAAAAGCAACUACUGUUUUAUAUAAUGCAUUGAAAAUAAAUUCUGCUGGCUUAACUGAGGAGAAUUCAGAAAUGGUAUCACCCAUUGACAUAUCAUCGAAGGUCCACGAGUUAAAAAAAGCAAGACAAUUAGCAUCUCAGAUCACUAUAAAAGGUGCUGGUCUUUACGAUUUACUAGGAAGAGAAGUGGAAAUGAGGAUAUCUGUAAAAAGCUUCUUGGAAAUUCGAAUGGCUAGAGUAAAUCGACAAUUAGAAAUUACUGAAGUAGAAUCUGCAUUACAUCAGAGUAUGGAUAUUAUUCGUUCUGAAAUUCGAAGACUUCAAGAAAUGACUCAAAAUGUGGCUGCAACUGAAGCUAGUCUUGACAAUAAAAUAGAAAAGAAGAAAUUAGAACUUGAUCGUAAUCAAAAGAGAUUACAAACUUUGAAGAAAGUGAGACAGUGA
Molecule: messenger RNA, 907 nt
Organism: Gryllus bimaculatus (two-spotted cricket)
Lineage: Eukaryota; Metazoa; Arthropoda; Insecta; Orthoptera; Gryllidae
Source: the annotation of a GenBank genome assembly